AUGCACCUCUUGCACCAUCUCCUUCCGCUUCUCUUGACCUCCGUCCUUUACACCGCAGCUGGGCCAACGCCAGCAGCAUCACAAUGUCGAUGCCUGUACGGCGAGCCCUGCUGGCCCAGUCAAAGCACCUUCUCCGCCCUGAGCGACCAACUUUCCCAACCAAUCCUCCACCCCGUACCCCCAGAAUCCGCAUGUUACCCGCCCUCGUCGCCCUCAGGCAACUGCAGCGCCCUCCUCUCCAGCUUCGACAACGGCGACUGGCGUGCCGACCAGCCUGGGGCGAUGCAGUUGCCCAACUUCCAGACGUACACGUUGCCGAACGGGACCAUCGAGGCAUGCUACAUGAACGUUUCGUUGGGAGUUCCAUGCGAGCAGGGCAGCGUUCCGCCUAUUGGUGUGGAUGCAAGGACGGUUGAAGAUGUGCGGGCUGCUGUUGUGUUUGCAAGGCAGAAUAAUCUGCGGCUUGUAGUCAAGAAUACGGGGCAUGAUUACCUUGGUCGUAGUACUGGUCGAGGGGCGUUCAUGUUGUGGACGCAUCAUCUGAAGAACAUGACCUUUGAUCAAGAGUUUGUCCCUGACGGCGCACCUUCAUCAGCGGAAAAGGUUUCCAACGCUGUUACACUUGGUUCUGGAGUGGCCUGGCACGAAGCCUAUGAUUUCGUUCAGGAGAGAGGUCGAUUCAUUUUAGGUGGCAUUUCUGUGGGCGGAACCGUUGGAGCUGCUGGAGGUUGGAUUAUGGGAGCCGGCCAUAGUGCCUUCGCUCCUACGUUCGGACUCGGCGUCGAUAAUGUCCUCCAAUUUACCAUUGUACUGGCAUCUGGGCAGCAUAUAGCAGCCAACGCCUAUCAAAACACCGACCUCUUCUGGGCCUUGCGUGGCGGAGGUGGCGGCACCUACGGCGUCGUUACAUCCGUUACCUAUCGAACACACCCCGUCUUCUCGCUCUCAAUGGCAGUCCUGACGGCCAACUUCUCCUCGAUGGACAUCGCGCAGAGCGUUAUCACCAAAUUUAUCAAAUCGCAACCUGCUUGGUCCGACAAAGGCUGGGGCGGCUACUCGUCGAUCAACAGCUCCUCCUUCCAGCUGCAAUACGUCGCUCCGAAUGUUUCGACUGCAGAUAUGAAUGCGACCCUUUCGCCCUUCGUCGAUUUUGUGUCUAAUGCGACACAAGGGGCUUCGCAGAUAGCCUACCAGAACUUCUCGUCGUUCAUAGAGUGGUAUGCUGCCACUUACUCUCAAGGCCCGCCUCAAGUUGGAUAUCCGAUUCUAGGCGCCAAUCGUCUCCUUUCGCGGGCAUUGGCUGCAGAGAAUCCAGCACAGGUAGCUGAGAAGCUGUUGUCGCUCAAUGGGGGUGUGUUGGGCACUCUUUCGGUAGCAGGAGGUGCGGUCUCCGAGGUCGACCCAUCGUCCAUGAGUGUGUUCCCAGCCUGGCGUACUGCUGUGGCCGAGCUUUACAAUACGGUUACUUGGCCCGAAGGGUCUCCAAAUUCGGUUAUACAGGAACAGGUGCAGGCCCUGGAGCGGAACACUGAGAUCCUGAACGAAAUCACACCGGAUUCUGCGUCUUAUAUGAAUGAGGGCUCUCCGUAUGAGAAGGAUUUCAAGAAGUCUUUCUUCGGAGAUCAUUACACAAAGCUAAAGGAUAUCAAAUUCAAGUACGAUCCGGCUUCUUUGUUCGUUGUUCCGCUUGGAGUUGGCUCGGAUGAGUGGGACUCGGACCUGCGAUGCCCCGUCUGA
Cyclocybe aegerita is the source of this 1737-nucleotide messenger RNA. The record is from the annotation of a GenBank genome assembly. Lineage: Eukaryota; Fungi; Basidiomycota; Agaricomycetes; Agaricales; Hemipholiotaceae.